Pleuronectes platessa (European plaice) is the source of this 872-nucleotide messenger RNA. It is a transcript of the gene ciroz, whose product is annotated as chromosome 6 C1orf127 homolog. The coding region runs from base 165 to 872 and encodes 235 amino acids. The transcript is spliced from 8 exons. The record is from RefSeq and is a predicted model, not a curated record. NCBI's taxonomy places the organism in Eukaryota, Metazoa, Chordata, Actinopteri, Pleuronectiformes, Pleuronectidae.
UGUCUGUCUGCGGAUACUCACUGCACAAAGACCCUGACAAGAACUUUAUAUUCAGAGUCAGUUACACAGGGUGUUUUCUCCAGCAGCAGCGUGGCUUCCAUGUGCUGACACUGAAUUUGGUGAAGAGGAUAACUCGAUUCGGAGGCAGACGUCACAGUUUCAUCAUGACAUGCCCUGUGGUUUCUGUGCUGCCCGCCAGAGAAGAAAUCCAGUGUGACCCUGAGAAUAUUCAGGUGAUUAGACAAGUUCCCCACGACAACUGGAAUAAUGAGUUGCAGUGGGAUCUGUCGUUGAGCGACCACCUCAUUGUGGCGAUGGAGGACGCCAGCCUCAUCCAGAUGAAUAUCGUCACAAAUGGAUCAGAUAUUAUAGUCCGAGGCAGGAGGAGGGAGAUCCUGAGUCCUGUGAAGGUGAUGGAAAAUGAAGGGGAGUUCUUGGCCUUGAAGCUGGUCAGUGGUCAGUAUGCCUACAGUAUGGAGGCUAUGUGUCCAACAGUGACCACCUCCACAGCAGAAGAGACUGUGAUGCACAUUUUCAAACGACUCCUGGGCCUGACCAAGCGAGGCAGCACCCACACCGAGGAACUGACUGUCAGUGACGUGUCAGUGAACCAGACACAGAAUUUCACUGUGCACGAGACGAGUGAAUUUGUGUCACUGAUCAUCCCGACAACCCAAAUACUGCAAACCAAGACCUGCACAGACAGCAAACAACUCCUGCAGUCUUUCUACAGGGUGGAUGUUGUGCUCACCUUCAAAGAGACAAAUCACAAAAUGCACUGGACCAUGGAGAACACAAUGCCAUGCACAGAGGACUCACUACUGGGCUUCCAGGCCUCCUCUGAGCUGCCAGAUUCCUCACACUGGUCUUGA